CGCGAUGAAUUGUUUAUUCUUUUGUUUCAGAUAGGCUGCUUUCGUAUUGCUAUUCAUGUCAUCGAAGAACGACGUCAUUAGCCCAUAAAUUUGACGACAUUAGUCAAGUUGGCGGAAGAAAUAUUUUAGCUUUUCAUCCGUUGCUAACCGUAUCUCUGCAUCUUCUGGGGAAUGUUUUGACUCUUUGAAGGAAAGCUUAAUUCUCAAAGGGACUGCUAAAUCGCGGUGACAACUUUACUUGGCCCAUUUACAACAGCUGUUGGAAUUUAUAUUCUUUUUGUCCCUGGGGCAGUCCAGUAUGAAAGUUCGUGAAGCAACUUGGCGCCUUUCUGUUCUCGCCAUUCUGAUGUCGAUUUCCGUUCCUGCAGUAAGCUGUAUUGAUCAUUUAUAUCGAUAUCAGAGUUUCAUAAAACCCAAGAACAAAGUUCCUAUUGAGAUUUCAGAAGAGUACCAUCACAACCUUAGACAUAGAAGAGAUUCUAAUAAAGGUCUAAAAAGUGUUAAUGAUACGUUUGAAUACUAUCACACCCAAUAUUCAAGUAAUGGGAAAGAUAAAUACUGGUUAGAACUUUCAAAUAAUGCUGAUGCUGUUAAAGAUGACUACUUGUCUGGUGGAUCAUUGAGAUCUAAGAUUUUCCAAUUGAAGUUUACAUUUCCAUAUUAUGGCCAUCCAGUUACCAACCUCUCAAUAACUACUGGAGGCUUCUUGUAUGUUGGCUAUGUGGAAACAAGUCUCAAGAUGAAGGUUAUGUAUGUUGCACCACUCAUGGCUUUCUUCAAUACUUCUAUUAAUGCCAGCUCAGCCAUCUACCACUUUAGCAAUGCUUCUCAGUUUACUGCUCAGUGGACAAAUGUCCAACUUCAAAAUGCUCCAAAAGUUGGCCAGUUCACAUUUCAAUGUACCUUGUACAAAGAUGGAAGAAUUGCCUUUGCCUACAAGACGCUUCCUGUCCCAGCAAAAAAAAUCCCGGAAGUCAAAGAACAUCAUGUCAAAGUUGGUAUUUCUGAUGCUUUUAUUGGGUACAAAUGGUGGUUUAUAAAAGGAAUGCUUCGUAAAGUGCGAAUAUUCUACAUUUACCAUUCUGUAGAUUAUAAAAUGGACAACAUCAAAACAGGCUCAUCUUUGUUGUUAACUCCCUUAAAGAAUUGUGUGAUCGCUAAGGGCUGCAGUCAGUGUAUCAACUUAACAAGCCAAACAAGUUUUUCUUGUGCCUGGUGUCCCAAACUUAACAGAUGUUCUGAUGGAUUGGACAGACAUCGCAUUGAAUGGAUUGAAAAAUCCUGCAUUACACAGUCAAUUCAAAAGAGUGACAAGUGUGACUCUAAAAUGAAUGUCAUCUCCAAUACCAAGGACAAGGACAACAGAAUGUCUGGUGCAACAAUAGGAGCCAUUAUUGCAAUCCCUCUGGUUUUGAUAAUAGUCAUUGCAAUAGGAGGCUGGUGCUUCUAUGCAUAUACCCACCCUGUUUCGAGAUCUGGACUCUUCCUGAUUGAUCUUCAGCGUAAGCCAGGAGAAUUAUUCAGAAGAGCCAAUAGUGCAGCUGCAUCUGCUACAACUGGAGCAACUACUGACKCAAGCAAAGCAUAGACUGACAGCUAUUCAAGCUAAGGAUUUGAAAUAGCAACACAGAAUAAAAUCAAGAAUUGUAAAUAUAGUACACAUAAAUUUACACUAUUUGUAUUAGAUGAAGCAUACUUCCCUUUGCUAAAUUUUGCAGUAAUACGUAUUGCAGAUCUAAAGACAAACACAGGAGGUACAAGAUGAAAAUCCUAGGAUGUACCCCUGUUUAUUGAAAUUUAGAAUUAGUGAACAGUUGCAUACACAGUAAACCUAUACAUAGGUGACAAAAAACAGAAAACAUUACAUAACAGUUUACCUCAAAUACGUUUUUUAAUAGUUACUGUCCAUCAAGCAGUCUUAAAAAUGCUUUAGCUAAGCUAGCUCGUUUCGAGAAAGCCUUUCACUGUUUUGGCCAAAUCAUUAACCCAGUCCAGAAAAGCUUUGUACAUAUUUUUUGCAAAAUAUCAUGAUAUUUAGAUUCAUGCAAUGUAAAUAUUAUUAUUAAUUAAUUGAUUACCACUAUUUAAAUCACAAKGCAAUAAUUUAUUUAAAAACGACUCUUUUAUUUACAAACACUAUCACUCUGUGCAAAAUAUAUUUCAAUUGAUAUUUUUAAAUAGAAAAUUUACAAAAURCCUUUGAAAAUAAUAAUUUAUAAAAAAACAGUGAACAUGUCCAAUGCACAAUGUUUCUCAAAUUUAGUAAAAAAUGCACUUUAAUUUAAUAAAGAAUGUGCUGGUUUAYGCA
Messenger RNA from Exaiptasia diaphana, 2308 nucleotides. Its product is annotated as plexin domain-containing protein 2. The record is from RefSeq and is a predicted model, not a curated record. Lineage: Eukaryota; Metazoa; Cnidaria; Anthozoa; Actiniaria; Aiptasiidae. The transcript has 13 exons. The coding region runs from base 299 to 1588 and encodes 429 amino acids.